Molecule: messenger RNA, 621 nt
Organism: Boeremia exigua
Lineage: Eukaryota; Fungi; Ascomycota; Dothideomycetes; Pleosporales; Didymellaceae
Product: nuclear transcription factor Y subunit B-10
Exons: 3
Coding region: 1-621 (206 amino acids)
Biological process (GO): regulation of transcription by RNA polymerase II
Cellular component (GO): CCAAT-binding factor complex
Molecular function (GO): DNA-binding transcription activator activity, RNA polymerase II-specific; protein heterodimerization activity; RNA polymerase II cis-regulatory region sequence-specific DNA binding
Source: RefSeq, a predicted model, not a curated record
AUGUCGUCCACCCCGCCGAAGAAGGACGGUGUGGAACCACCGCAGUCGCCUGACGACGACCAACAUAUGGACAGGAACGCUGAGGAUACACAAGCCCAAGGACUCGGCUACGAAUUCGAGGUCAAGGAACAGGACCGAUGGCUUCCAAUCGCAAAUGUCGCCCGCAUCAUGAAGACGGCUCUGCCCGAGAACGCAAAGAUCGCAAAGGAGGCCAAGGAGUGCAUGCAGGAGUGCGUGAGCGAGUUCAUCUCCUUCAUCACCAGCGAGGGUAACCCACCCCACCCCGUUCACGUCCCCACUGACGCCCCAGCCUCCGAGAAAUGCCAGCAGGAAAAGCGCAAGACGGUCAACGGCGAGGACAUCCUCUUCGCCAUGACCUCGCUCGGCUUCGAGAACUACUCCGAGGCCCUCAAGAUCUACCUGUCUCGGUACCGCGAGACCCUCCUCGCAAAUCAGAACAAGCCUGCCGGCCAAUUCGGUGCGCCUGGGGCCGGCGCCGGCGCGCCACCUGCCGACGGCGGCCAGCAGCAUGUGAUGGGCCCCGACCAGGAGAUGGACGGCGACGGCGCCACCGCGUUUGGCUACAGUGUGCACAACGGGAAUGGCACUGCCGAGUACUAG